Populus nigra (black poplar) is the source of this 1072-nucleotide messenger RNA. RefSeq lists its product as uncharacterized. NCBI's taxonomy places the organism in Eukaryota, Viridiplantae, Streptophyta, Magnoliopsida, Malpighiales, Salicaceae. Bases 154 to 687 code for a protein of 177 amino acids. The record is from RefSeq and is a predicted model, not a curated record. The transcript has 2 exons.
UUAUUCGAGGUUUGCCGAAAUCCUAAUAACAAGUUAAAAUUUUCCUCUCCGCGCUCAAUUUCCUCUCUCUUGCAAUUGCAUCCUCCUUGAAUCCCACGGACCCUUCCGUUUUGCAAAAUUUUAGUUGGAGCCCAGAAUUCGCGCUCCAACAAAAUGGACUUGGCUUGGGCUCCACAAGAUGGCGAAGAGUGGGAGCUCCGCCACGACGACGACGGCUUCACCUACAAAAUCCUCAAGCGCCAACGCCUCACCGACCCAUCUGCCGCUGUUUCACAACUUCCAUUCACAGAUCCAAAAGUUGAAGCGAAGCAAAGGAGAGAACGCAAAAGAAACACACUCUUGAAACUUAAAAAUCAGUACCAAAAUGAGAUCCACAAGUGGGAAGUUUUAUCGAAUACCUUGCGUUCAAUGGAAGAAAAGACCAAAGAAGUGAACCAAGCUGCCUCGUAUUUGGGUUCCAGUAAUUCUUCUGUGGUCAAAAAGAGCGAGGAUUCUUCUGGGUCGUUAGUUGAUGAGCUUCUCUUGCAGGCAGAGACACAAGAGGCAAUAAUCCGUGACAUAUCGAAUUUAUGCGAUGUAGCUGAAGCAAUGUGUGAUGCCCAGCAAGAACAGUUAGUUCAAUCAUUUAUUGAUCUGCCAGUCUGGUCUUCACCGCGUGAGCUCAUGAAAUCCCUCUGCGACGAGUAAGUCUUAUCUUGGGGUGGUUAAAUAAGUAGUCUUGUGAAGUUGAUGCUCACGUAGUGAAAUAUUUUGUCUUGUAGAUCUCUUUGUUCUUAAUGUAAGUCUUCUUGGUGCUUUUCUAAUGUUCUGUGAUCAUGUAAAUUAGUAGAAAUUGUGGCUUAGAGAAAUAUCUGUGGGAGAACGGUUUUUAGCAAGUAAGUUGUGGUAUAUUCGAGUUAGUGAAAUGUUUGUUUGUUAACCUUGAGCACUGUUUUACUUUCCAGUGUAGAAAGAUGUCAAAAUUUCUUUCACUAUGGUUGCAAUGAUUAGAGAUGGUGAAAGAAUGUGGCCGGAUCUCAUGCCUACGAUUUUUCCAUGCAGAAUGAAAAUUUCAGUGCAGUUUGGUUUCGAA